AUUGAUCCAAUGCUAGGUGGCGAAAUCUUCCUAUAGACAUGCAAUAAUUACUCCUAUUAAUAUUGACCACGGCCAACUGUUGACGGUAUCUAUACUCGUCUGAAUUAAUAAGACUAAACGGGCCCUUGUGCUAUCUAAUGUACUACAUUCCGUUGUGAUCCCGUGAUGGCGGAUUAUCGCAGGCCGAUAUCAACCGGGAAGGAAUUGCCCCAGCCUAUAACGUCUACGCCCAGGGUUCGGCUGAGCUGCGAAUUGUGUCGCCAACGGAAGGUAAAGUGCGACAAGCUUAACCCUUGCACGAACUGUCAGCGCUUCGGCGCUACGUGUGUCCCUGUUGAACGGGCGCGACUGCCGCGAGGCCGCUCUGGCAGGGUAACAGGGAAGAAUGCUUCUGGACACGACACAGGCUUGAAAGAGCGUGUGGAUAGACUUGAAGAGCUACUUCGAGAAUUGACUGAGCAUGAUGACGGCACAAUCGCCGUACAGGUCGAUUCCAAUAGCUCGGGCAGGUCAGAUCCAGCGCCUGCCAACAAGCAAGCGGAUAAUUACGAGUCUGGAACAGAGAAUUCGCUUUGGGCAAACAUUUUAAAAGAGAUACACGAUAUACGCAGUACUCAGAGUUAUGGCUCACUCAAUGAGGGCCGUACUUCUAACAGUGAUGCCAUGAAAUUUAGGGAGCUUCUUGCGACACCAAUGGGACUUGGUUCGUCAAUGGCCACUACAGAGCCAAAUCUCACCAUACAGGCCGAGAAAAACCUAGCUCAGGUCUUUUUAAAGAAAGUUGACCCGGCGUUCAAAAUCCUACAUGCCCCCUCGCUGAAAGCAUUUCUACUCGAUGGUAAACCCUACCUCGACUAUGGGCCGGGACAUACGGCUCCUGCUGCACUUGCUUCUGCAGUCUACUUUGCAGCAGCAUGCAGCAUUACGGAAGAUGAGAGUAAAAACUUACUUGGUUGCAACAAAGGCUGGCUCGUGGCACGGUACCAACAGGAGUCAGAGGCAGCUUUAGCAAAAGCGGACUUCAUGACUAGCAAUGACUUGGCUAUCCUGCAGGCUUUUGUUCUGUUUCUGCUAGCCUCGCGGUCGCAAGACUCGAGUCGACGGGUCUGGACUAUGCUGAGCAUGGCCCUCCGUAUUGCACAAGCACUUUUGCUUCACCUCCCCGAGCUACCGUUUCCUGUACGACCGUUCGAACAUGAACUACGCCGACGUUUGUGGACCUACAUUGGCCUUCUCGAUAUACAGUGCUCCUUAGAGCGCGCAUCAGAGCCCAUGAUGCAAGCGAAAUGGGUGGAAUUAAACCCACCCUCAAACGUCAACGAUUGCGAUAUCAGUUUCGGCAUGGAUGGCCCAGUACCAGAAGCCGGGGGCUUCACAGACAUGACCUUCGCCAUGGUGACCCUGAAAGCUCAAUCGACCGUUCGGCUGCUCAAUUUCUCAGACUUCAUCGACAAAACCGUGAGUUGCGUCAACAAGCGCCAACAGCUCGUAAUCGAAUUCCAAGAGACAGCUUCAAAGCUACUCCAGAACUCCCAACCAGACCAAAUCCCAUUCCACUGGUACGUCAGACAAGUAGCCGAGAUCAUAAGCGCCUCCCUACAACUAAUAGUUCUCCGACCGCUACAACGAAACGCGAACUUCGUCCCUCCCCGUGUCCGCGGGGACCGUCUUCUCCAAAUAGCCGUCGACAUCCUGAAGAAGUCGAAAGCCGUCCGCAACGACCCACGAGGCCAGCCAUGGCGAUGGUGCGAAUUCAUGUUCGUCCCUUGGCAUUCACUCGCAGUAGCCAUCGCCGAACUGUGCGUCUGCGAGGAUCACUCACUAAUGGAAAGCUUCUGGGGCCCGGUCCGAGAAGCAUACGAGAACAUGGGCGACCUAAUCGCCGAUUCGCGCAGAGGGAUGAUCUGGAAACCGAUGGAAAAAAUCAUGGCGCAAGCAGAAGCAAAAAGAAAUGAACUAUUGGCGGCAUCAGAUGCCAUCCCAUACUCGACGCAUUUUCCUGGGACUGCUGCUCCCUUACAAGUACCCGUUUGCUCUCAGACCAGUAUGCAGCCCUCCGCGGCCCUGGCGGGGGAUAUUAUCCCAGGUACGGGCGCUUAUACUGAGGCUGCCCCUCUUGUGACCCUUCCGGAGACUGUUGAGCUUGGUCCUUGGCCUAGUGUCUGGGAUGCGGUUGAUUUUGGGUGUCCGGUGGCUACCGAUGAGAUGUCUUGGCUGAACUAUGAGAAUUUCAUUGAGGACGUUUAUGGUACUAUGGACUAUACCCUGCUAGCCCAUUAGCCAACAACCAUUCGGUGCCUGACCUGAGCUGUGAAGCCGGUUACCCAAUGACACUACGCGACGACAGAUAUACUCGAAUCCUUGUAUUCAAUUAUAAAAGUCUAGAAACACCCGUUGGGUUAAACCAUGGCUUAUACAAGCAUCCAGAGAAGUCAACACAACCGAACAAACCCACCAUCUAGCAGACGGGGAAUUCAGAUUUCCUCACUCAGCUACGUACCCACUCCAUAUAGUACACAAAUUCACCAUGGAAAGAAGAGCAAAUGCAGCAUUACCGAGGGCAAAAGAAACCAUUUAUGGAUAGAAGAUAGUGUGUCACAAUAAGCGGAAAAAAAAAAAAAGGAUUAGCAGCCAUUCACCAUUUCUACCUCAUAACCCAGACGCCAUGUAGAGUCAAGUUACAUUAGCCCUCC
Messenger RNA from Aspergillus pseudonomiae, 2693 nucleotides. Its product is annotated as Zn(II)2Cys6 transcription factor. NCBI's taxonomy places the organism in Eukaryota, Fungi, Ascomycota, Eurotiomycetes, Eurotiales, Aspergillaceae. The record is from RefSeq and is a predicted model, not a curated record. Gene Ontology annotation, biological process: DNA-templated transcription; regulation of DNA-templated transcription. Gene Ontology annotation, molecular function: DNA-binding transcription factor activity, RNA polymerase II-specific; zinc ion binding; DNA binding. The transcript is spliced from 5 exons. The coding region runs from base 166 to 2280 and encodes 704 amino acids.